AUGAAGAAGUACCGUAGAAUGGUAUUAUAUUUAGUAACAGAAGCGUUUAGUAAAUUAGGUUCGCCAACAAUUCGUAAUGAUGACUUUUAUGAUCGUAUUAGUCGUCGAUAUUCUCUUGUUGUAAUUGGUAUAUCAUUUUUAAUUAUUUCAACAUCACAAUUUAUUGGUGAUCCAAUUGAUUGUUAUACCCAAAACGUUGCUCAACAUCAAAUUUCAUAUGUAAAUCAAGCAUGUUGGAUAUUUGGUAAUUCGUAUUAUUUACCGUUUGAUAAAUCACUGCCAAAUCGAUACGAAAAAGAACCAAAUCAAAUAAUUUAUUAUCAAUGGGUUCCAUUUAUUUUACUUGGCAUGAUGCUCUUAUUUUCUUUUCCCAGUUUUAUGUGGAUAUCGAUCAAUCGUUCAUGUGGUAUUAAUACAAAAACAUUAACAAAGUUAAUUCGAGAUUUGGAUCAUUUAAAUCCUGAUUCACAUCAGCCAAAAAUUCGUACACUUACUCAACAUAUUGACAAAGCAUUAGCCUAUCAUUAUCAAUCAAAAAAUGGACUCUUUUCAUGUAUUCGAAGUGGAAAUUAUCUAACAGGCGUGUAUCUUAUUGUAAAAUUAUUAUAUAUUCUUAAUGGUAUUGGUCAAUUAUUUUUGUUAAAUAUUUUCAUUGGACAAAACUAUUCAAAAUAUGGUCUAAAUGCUUUAAAACAAUGGUAUCAAGGAACAGAAAUGAUAACAUUAGAAUAUUUUCCACGUAUAACAAUUUGCAAAUAUACAAUUCGUAUGUUAGGUGAUAAUAUUCAAAAUUAUGCUGUUCAAUGUUUAUUACCCAUUAAUAUAUAUAAUGAAAAAAUUUUCUUAUUUCUCUGGUUUUGGUUAAUAUUUGUUUCGAUAAUAUCAAUCUAUGGUCUUGUUAAAUGGUGUUAUUAUUUUUCAACACGAUCACGCAUCCAAUUUAUUGAACAGUAUUUAAAAGUUCAUUCACUUUAUCCACCAUCACAACAACUGGAAAUAUUUUUGAACGAAUAUUGUCGAAAUGAUGGACUUUUACUAUUGAGACUAAUAUCAAAAAAUACAACCAGAAUUGUGGCAUGUGAAAUUGUCUGUGAAUUAUGGGAAAAUUGGAAGAUAAAACAAAAAAUAAACUCGUCCAUGGAUAGUGAAGGAUUAAAAUUAUUCAUUGAAUCUACAAUCAUUUGA
Molecule: messenger RNA, 1185 nt
Organism: Didymodactylos carnosus
Lineage: Eukaryota; Metazoa; Rotifera; Eurotatoria; Philodinida; Philodinidae
Source: the annotation of a GenBank genome assembly